AACGAAGAAGAGACCGAGCAGCGGAGGAGGCUGGGCUGGAGGUGUAGAUUCCUCCGCCUUCCUCCUGAGUCGCCGUUCCGCUUUCGCCGCCGCGCUCCCCGCUUCUGACAGAAAGACCUGUAAAAUGAAGCUAUGGGCGUCAGAACACAUAUUCAACCACCCGUGGGAGACGGUGACCAAGGCGGCGAUGCAGAAGUACCCCAACCCAAUGAACCCCAACGUGUUCGGGGUGGACGUUCUGGCCAGAGGGGUGGACCCCGCGGGGAGGCUACACAGCAGCCGCCUGCUCACCGCCGACUGGGGCAUGCCCUCCAUGGCCAUGUCGAUGAUCGGAAUAACGAGAUCAUUCACCUACGCCCAGGAGCACUCAAUCGUUGACCCAAAGGAGAAGACCUUCGAGCUGAAGUCCACUAACAUCUCCUUCACUAACAUAAUAUCGGUGGACGAGAAGUUGACCUACAAGCCACACCCUGAUGACCCUGAGAAGACCAUGUUGACCCAGGAGGCUCAGAUCAACGUUAAAGCCAUCAGUCUCAGCAGCUACCUGGAAGGCGUCAUCGCCAAGAGCAUCUCUGCCAACGCCAACAAGGGCCGGGAGGCGAUGGAGUGGGUCAUCCGGAGGCUGAACUCUGAGAUCGAGGAGCUGGCGUCGACCGCUCGGGGCAGCAUGCGGGCCCCCAUGGCGGCAGCGGCCUCGGAAGACAAGUGACCCCCCCACCCCCGCCACUCCGUGGAACCUCCUGCACUCGUAACAUCCCGUCCCCCCGUUCCGCACGUGCGUCUUGUCUGAAUGCGUGUGCGUGUGCCCGUGUGCAGCUCUCUAUCCUUGCUUUGUGACACACACACACACACGCACACACACACACACGCACACGCAGGGCGAGGGAGGAAUCCGGUAGACUUGAACAGCCCCGCAUCGGAGAAAAAGACUUGAAAAUAUCAUCUGUUUCCUUUUUCAGUAUUGUGAUAACGGUAUUGUGUAGGUGUUUUCUAAUUCACAUCGUGCCUCAGCAUCCCUCGUCCCCCUGCUCUUUAAACCAUCGUCCCUCCUCCCUCUGCCUUCUCUUCCAUAGCUUCUCGUCUCCACAGAGAUGUGUUCUGGUCUUUAGCAGCCAUAGACUGUCGACUUUACGCUUCUAAUCCUCCAAUGGUCACUGGGCUGCUCUUUAUGGGGCUCUGUUCCUCUUGAGCUGUUCUUAUCUUACAGCGUGCCCGUGACCGAAACAAAGAGUUAAUAUUUGACACUGUUAAUAUUUAACCAAGCCGCUCAACAUCGCAUCAAGCUUUCAGAAAUUAAAUGGACGAUAGCCAAAGCCACCUUUCCUUUACUCCUUUUUAAAGAUUACUGCUUUUGUAUAUGUGGCCCCUCAAUUUGUUACAUGCCCCAAAUCGUGCUUGAAUAUAGAUUUUAUUUGGUUACACUAGGUUUGCUUAGCAUACCUGUACUGGUCAGCACUGGUAAACCUGCAGUACUUGUGACUAGGAGUGCCUGUCACCUUCAAGACGGUAUGAAUGCGCACAUGAGUAACAAGCAGAUCAAUACUGCUACUUUGUGUUCAGGACCAUUAAGAAGUGAAUGUUACCAAACACUUGCUAACACAUCCUUGCUGUGAUCCUCAACGUUGAAAUCGAACACGUUUUGGCUUUUGUGAUUUUGUUCAUUUGUUUGUUUUUGUCUAUAGUAUUUAUUGCCAAUCUAUGGCGUUCCCUCAAUAUAACAGUAUAUAUUUUUUAAAGGUUUACCUUGUUAUAAAAAUUCUUGCUCUAAAAUCUCCCUUCAAGCUGCCAUCUUUCCUGCUUUUUCUUCGUUCUCCUCCGCCCCCCCCCCCCAGUCAGAAUGUCGCUUCACAAAGGUCCUUUGGGGAUCACUUUGUGGUGCCGGUGACAGCCUUCAAAAAUAAUGAUAAGAACCCGCAUUACUGUUUUAACUGAAGACUAUUUCAAGAUUUUGGUAAUGGCUGUCUCAAGACAAAAUGCCCCUACUGCAUUGGUAUGCCUCUGUGUCCAUGACAACAGCUUGUAUAGGUGCAAUGGUUGUCCACAUAAUGAUCAUUGCGUUGGUUGUAGAAUAUAGAGUCAGUCAGAUCUGUGAUGCCACCAGGCUGUUGAAGAAGCCCGUAUUCAAGCAGCCUCUUGUUUCAUAUGAAUGUGUGAUGUUCGUGCUACACAAGAGUUUUCUGAAAACAAUGGCUGUACAUAGCUAUGUAUGUAUUUAUAUAUUUUGGCAAUGUAAUGCAUUCCAAGAAUGUCAUAAUGCAGAAUAACAGUAGAAAGUACAUGUGACUGACGAAUGAUUCACAGCAAAAUAAUAAUAAUAAUAAUAAUAAAAGAGAUUUUCAUUGUUCCAGUAA
Messenger RNA from Gadus morhua (Atlantic cod), 2351 nucleotides. Its product is annotated as PRELI domain containing protein 3B. The record is from RefSeq and is a predicted model, not a curated record. Bases 125 to 709 code for a protein of 194 amino acids. Gene Ontology annotation, cellular component: mitochondrial intermembrane space. NCBI's taxonomy places the organism in Eukaryota, Metazoa, Chordata, Actinopteri, Gadiformes, Gadidae. The transcript is spliced from 6 exons.